Contarinia nasturtii (swede midge) is the source of this 4961-nucleotide messenger RNA. It is a transcript of the gene if, whose product is annotated as integrin alpha-PS2. The transcript has 17 exons. Gene Ontology annotation, biological process: integrin-mediated signaling pathway; cell-cell adhesion; cell-matrix adhesion. The coding region runs from base 456 to 4787 and encodes 1443 amino acids. Gene Ontology annotation, cellular component: integrin complex; external side of plasma membrane. Gene Ontology annotation, molecular function: integrin binding. Lineage: Eukaryota; Metazoa; Arthropoda; Insecta; Diptera; Cecidomyiidae. The record is from RefSeq and is a predicted model, not a curated record.
UGCUCGAAAGAGCAGUGCACAUCAACAACUGGCUGCCGCCGAAUAGAUUCGUGAAUUUCGUCUGAUACACACAUAACACUUUAGUGUUAUUACUUACGAAAGAUUUUUUUUCGACAUUCAAAUAUCAAUUUUAAAUCGAUUUGAGUUUAAACAGAGACUGUGUAUGAUAUCAUCAAUUUUGAUUUGCCUCAUAUUUUUAUCGAUUUUAAUAAAUUUUUGAUCAACCAACGAAUGAAUGGAUAACAAAUAUGCGUUGAAUCGCAAAGUAGUUCUAUUUGAUUUUGAGCAAUCAAAAAUUGUGCAGUUCAUGCGAAUGACAAGCCGAUUAGCUCUACAGUAGCUGGCGCCUGUGAGUGAAUGAAUUUUGAUGCAACAGUGAAGUUAAUUUUGUUCGAAACAUUCAUAAUCGCAAUUAUAAAAACAGCAAAGCGAUAAGAAAAUAUACAAUUACGAAAAUGCAUCAUUUUAUUAGAACUGAUUGUGCACUGUUGCACGCAGUGUGGAUUGUUGGUAUUAUAAUCGUUAGUGUUAUUGUGCCAUCGACAAAUACAUUUAAUUUGGAUACCUUCAAUUACAUUCUAUACAAUGGUGAAUCCGAUACGAUGUUCGGAUUCAGUGUGGCUUUACACAGAGAGGCGCAAAGAAGUUGGGUAAUUGUUGGUGCACCGAGAGCAAAUCUAUCACGAAUUCAGAGCGGAGUGUCACGAGGUGGUGCUGUGUAUCGCUGUGAUAUUUAUGCUGAUGAUCGAUGCCAUCUUAUACCAUUUGAUUCGGCUGGUAAUCAAGAAAACGAAAAAGGUGAACAAAUCGAUACAAAAGAUAAUCAAUGGUUUGGAGCGACAGUUGCAAGUGCUGGUAUAGAUGGUCCGCUAGUGGCAUGUGCACCACGAUAUGUAUUCCAUACGAUGCAACCGAGGAAAGUAGUGCGCGUUGAGCCGGUCGGAACGUGUUACAUGGCCAAGAAAAAUUUCCAAGAAUACACCGAAUACUCACCGUGUCGAACAAUGUUCUGGGGAUACCACAAACAAGGCUCAUGUCAAGCUGGAAUGAGUGCAGCUAUCACAAAGAAUGGUGAUCGUUUGUUCAUCGGAGCACCGGGCAGCUGGUACUGGCAAGGACAAGAGUAUUCAAUCAAUACCGAUGCUAUAUUUCCAUACAAGCCACCACGAUACGGUCAAUAUGGCGAAGGACAAUCAUAUUCGUUCAGUUUAAAUAAUCCAAAAGACAAAGUGUGGGCAACGCGUGAGAGUACAGCAGCCGAAGAUGAUUCGUAUCUGGGUUAUUCUUCGAUAACCGGUGAUUUCACCGGUGAGGGUAAUCAAGGCGUUGCCGUUGGUAUGCCACGUGGCGGUGGUUUGUUGGGCAAAGUUUUGAUUUUCUCAUGGAACAUGACCAAUCAACUAAAUAUCACUGGCGAACAGAUUGGCGCCUACUUUGGUUACUCAUUGGCUGUUUGUGACGUAGACGGUGAUCAUUUGGAUGAUUUAAUUGUCGGCGCUCCAAUGCAUACCGAACCAAACAACGAAGGCAAAUAUGAAAUGGGCCGUGUUUACGUCAUUUAUCAGGAGAAAUUUAACAAGUUCCAAAACUUGGAGACUCGUGAUGGUUUGAAUUCACGAGCAAGAUUUGGUCUAUCAUUAACAUCACUGGGUGAUAUUAAUUUAGAUGGAUUCGGCGAUUUUGCCGUUGGCGCACCGUACGAUGGUCCAGAAGGUCGAGGUGCUGUUUAUAUCUUCCACGGUUCCAAGGAAGGUGUUCGAGAGAAACCGUCGCAGGUCAUUUUUGCCGAGGAUAUAGCUGGAUCCGGAUAUAUGAGCACAUUUGGUUUUUCAUUGUCGGGUGGUAUCGAUCUCGAUGGCAAUCAAUAUCCGGAUUUAGUGAUUGGCUCCUAUGGUGCGAAUAAAGCAAUUGUUUUGAAAUCGCGAGCAGUUGCUGUGGUUAAAGCUGAAACAACAUUUGACGUGCCAUCAAAAUUGAUUAGUCUUGACGAUAAAAAAUGUAAAACAAUCCGUGAUAAUAAAGAAGUGACAUGUACAACGGUUAAAUCAUGUUUGCAAUACACUGGCAUCAAUCUGCCGAGUCAAAUUGACAUUGAUGUUUCUUGGAUACUUGAUGCGAAAAAGCAACGUAGUCCACGUUUGUUCUUCUUGAAUGAAGAAGGUAACAAUAUCCGAAAAUCCACAAUGCGAUUGAAUCGCGGUAAAACUGAAUGCCGUACCGAACGCGUGUAUAUUGCUGAUAAUGUUCGUGAUAAAUUGACACCAUUGGAAGUGGAAAUGCGAUUUAACAUGCGUGAAAAUACUCAACGAGCUGAACGUGUGUCACGUUCCGUUCUUGGACCGAUCAUUGAUCAAAAUCGUGGAACUAUUGAACGUGAUUCGAUUAAUAUUCAAAAGAAUUGCGGACCAGACAAUAAAUGUGUUCCGGAUCUUCGUUUGGAAGUGAAAACGGUCGAAACGUAUAUAUUCGGCUCAAAGGAUUUGCUUGUGUUUGAUGUCAAAGUAUCGAAUUUCGGCGAAGAUGCAUUCGAGGCUGGUUUCUUUAUGAACGUUCCGAAUGAUAUGAAUUUCCGUAAAAUUGAGCGAAUUGGCGAUAGUCGUGAUACACCAAUUACAUGUACAGCACCAUCGCCCGUCACAAAUCAUACGCUCAAAUGUGACAUUGGUAAUCCAUUGUCAGGUGGUAAAGUGGCCAAUUUUAAGGUGAUUUUAUUGCCGGCAACCAAAAAAGGAAUCGCACCAAAAUACGAUUUCUUCGUGGAAGCCAAUUCAACAAAUGCGGAAAAUGAAGGAACCGAAAGCGAUAACCAUCGUAAGAUAACGGUUAAAAUUAACGUUGAAACAAAUCUAACUGUCACUGGUGUAUCACCCGGUGAAGAGAUUUUGUACAAUGCCACCGAUUUCGUUGCAUUAGAAAAUGCAACGCAAGAAAAUCAAAUUGGCCCUCAAGUGGUUCACAUGUAUGAAAUUCGUAAUGGUGGACCGUCCACCAUUGAGGAGGCUGAAGUAUAUUUCAUAUGGCCAUAUGAAACGUUGUCAGGUGAUCAAUUGCUGUACUUAAUGAGCCAACCGGAGACAACACGAAAUGUAAAAUGUGAACUGAGCCAAUUUGUAAAUGUACGUGGUGUUGAAUUGGAUCGAUCAUUGGUGGCAAAAAGUUACUUGGUGAAUCAAGGUGCUGUUGAAAAAUCAAGCUUAAAUUCAGCCUCAUCAUUCCAUAGUACGGGCUAUGCAGUUGGCGGACAAAAUACACAAACAUUUACCGAAGAAGAAAGACGUCGUUUUGAAAUUGAAGAAAGUCUCAAUGCGACCGGUGACGCAUCGGAAAUUCAUAAACAACGUGCAAAUGAAGCAGCUCAAGAGCAAGGUGCCGGUAGCAGUGCAUAUCAUCAACAAUCGGGCACUUGGGGCUCAGGUCCAGCAACAUAUUCAAACCGAUUAAAUCAAUCGAAAUACAGCACACAACGAUAUGACAAUUCACAACAACGUUCGAAUCCAACUGUUUACAGUGCUGGCGCAUUUGGCAGCGGCAGUAGUGGUGUUCGAAAAAUUGAUGAUUUUUCAGCGGAAGGAAGCGUGAAUCAAGAUUUGAGCGGUACACAUUCACAUGGCCAAAGUCAAACAUCGCAAAGUGUACACAGCUCACAAAAUGAAGCAACGCAAAGUGCAACUGGUUCCACUGGCAGAAGACGUAUGAUGAGCCAACAAGAUGGUGAAGCAUAUCGACCAGGUUUAGUUAGAGGCGUUUCACAAUACCAAAACAAAGACAAUUUCCAAGUUGGCACCGUUGAAUUGAAUACACUUGGUCACGAUAAUGUUGAUGAGGAAAUUCGUCGCCAUGGAAAUGCCGCACAUUUUGCAAACGCAAAUGAAAGACAAAGUGCUGGACAGUCACAAAGCCAUAGUUCAGGCUCUUCAGGUUCAACGUCGUAUCAACAAAAAAGCAGCAGUAGUUUUAGCAAUGGAGGUGGCAGUAGCAGUAGCAGCCACUCAGCCGGACAACGAUCUUCUUCAGCAAACAGUUUCCAAUCCGGUAAAAAAUCAGCUUCGACAUACGCUGGAAAUUCGAAUUUAUUGAAAGAUGAAGAAUAUGAUGAUUAUGAUGCACCUCACGAAGACUAUUACGACGAGAAUGAUGACGAACAGAAUCAACAACAUCAACAAUAUUUACAAAAUCAGCAAGUUCCUCAUCAACAGCAGCAGCAACAACAACAACAUUAUCAACAACAGCAGUACAGAUCGUCCUCAAAUGGAAAUGGCGCAAAUCAAAAAUUCCAACAUUAUCAGCGUUUGCGGCGAGACCUAGGGCGAGACAUACCCGAUUUCAAUGAUAUAGAACUCAAUAAUAGAUUUACAUGUAAUCGCAGCUUAUGCGCUGUGAUUCGAUGCACAACCAGUCAAUUGGAUGCCGACAGCAGUGCAUGGAUUGCCCUUCGUAUGCGUCUUGUUACACAAACACUUAAUGUUCUCGCUCCGAAUAUAGCCUUGAAUCUUUCAACAAUGGUUAUUUCACGUGUUGCUCGAUUGCCAUAUCUUGGUGAACCGACUGAGAAACCGUUGAAAUUAUACGAAUUGAAAAUUUCCGCUGUUCCUAUUCCAGAACCAAAACCAGACAUUGUUCCAUUGUGGAUUAUUAUCCUGUCGGCAUGCAUUGGUGUGAUCAUCUUGCUAUUGCUGAUUUAUCUACUUUACAAAUGUGGCUUCUUCAAGCGUAAUCGUCCAGAUCAUUCGCAAGAGCGGCAGCCAUUGAAUAGAAAUAAUGGAUAUCACGGCGAUGAACGACUAUAAUGAAAUAUUAUUGUGUGCCGAAUUUGAAAUAAUAACCAACGAAACCCGUUAACAUUUAAGAUUCAAAAAGGGAGCCACAACUUCUCGGACAAGCUAUGAUUAGCUUGAGAGUUAAAACAUUGGAAAAAACAACUAGUCAUUUAUUUUUUUAUUUUUUUCAUUCAAAAAAAAAAA